AUGGUAGUUUGCCGUCCUAACGAACUAAUGAAAUUAUUACCGUCGUCAAUCAAUAUUCCGGAUGACAGUGACCAGUUUGAGAUAGGAAGUGGUGAUAUCCAACGUAGGUAUGUCAAAAAUACGAAAGAAAAGAUAUCGAAUAAAAGGAAUCUUGAUGUGGGAAAAAGACAGCUACGAAAACGACAGUUGAUUGUGUCAUCACCUGGUUUAGUAGAAACUGUCCCAAUAGUUGCCACUCAACAGAUUAUUCAUCGACCUAUCAUUACACGAACGAUUCUACGGCAUAUUUAUACUCCAAUCAUCUCAGUUCCGACUUACUACCCGGCUUAUUAUCCAUAUUAUGUUGCAUGCUGUUAA
Messenger RNA from Thelazia callipaeda (thelaziosis nematode), 357 nucleotides. NCBI's taxonomy places the organism in Eukaryota, Metazoa, Nematoda, Chromadorea, Rhabditida, Thelaziidae. The record is from the annotation of a GenBank genome assembly.